AUGCGCCUUGUCAAUACCAAGACUUUGACAUUUGAGGAGUUCUUUGAAACAGAACUUCCGGCUUAUGCGAUACUCUCGCACCGCUGGGGUGCAAAAGAAGUUGAUUACAAGCAAAUACGAAAGGGAAAAGCAAAGAAAGGCCCUGGCUAUGCCAAGUUCCAGGAAUGCUGUGCGCUUGCGGAGUCUCGCCGUUGCGACUGGGUCUGGAUUGAUACAUGCUGUAUAGACAAGAGAAGUAGUGCGGAGGUCACGGAGGCUGUCAACUCCAUGUACCGUUGGUAUCAGAAUGCGAAAGAAUGCUACGCUUAUCUUCAUGACGUAGAUUCAUCGGAUCCUUACGAUGUCGAACAAAGCGAUUGGUUCACUCGAGGCUGGACCCUGCAAGAGCUACUUGCUCCACGUAGUGUCAUCUUCUUCAAUUCAGGAUGGAAUCGUAUUGGCACGAAAGAAGAGUUUGCAACGCAAAUUUUUGCAGCGACCGGGAUCCAGUAUAAAUAUCUGAAAUAUCAGCAUGACUUCUCGUCCGACUCUAUUUCUGUAGCGACAAGGAUGUCUUGGGCCUCUAGGCGCGAGACGAGCAAGCCUGAAGACAUGGCGUACUCUCUGCUUGGAUUAUUCAACGUCAAUAUGCCUUUACUAUAUGGUGAGGGCGCGGUAAAGGCAUUCCUUCGCCUCCAAUCCAAAAUUCUGAAGAAGUCGAACGAUGAAACCAUCUUUGCUUGGACGUCAAACGUCCCGAUGAGACAUGGCAUUCUGGCAACAAAACCCGAGUUUUUUGCUAACUCGGGCGAAUUGAUGCCUAUUGCGUUACCUCUCCGCGAACAGCGGAAGCCGUGGGCAACGACGAAUCGAGGCUUGCGCUUCGAAUUAAAGUCCGGUGAGUAUAUCGAGAGCGAGAAUCCUCAUGAAAUCACCACAAUACUUGACUGUUCAAAGGCAACGGGUGAGUACCUUGCCGUUCUUAGCUUCCAGAGAACUAGACACACGUCGUGGUAUCGGGUCAAUUGCGGCUCGCUCGGAAGCAACGUUGCUAAAAGAGAUCUAAGUAUGAGGGCUGAGAAAAGUAGUGGAAAAGUGAUCUACGUCCAAUCAGACGAGCUGCCACUAUCGUCGUACUAUGUAUGA
Molecule: messenger RNA, 1125 nt
Organism: Bacidia gigantensis
Lineage: Eukaryota; Fungi; Ascomycota; Lecanoromycetes; Lecanorales; Ramalinaceae
Exons: 1
Coding region: 1-1125 (374 amino acids)
Source: RefSeq, a predicted model, not a curated record